AUUACAAAUAUACCUGAAAAUAUUGAUUUAGGUUUUUGUUGUGUAGACUAACCUACAUAUAUAAAAUAUAAACUACAUAACCCGAACCCAUAUGCAGUCGAAUAUAAUUUUGAAUUUAAAGAUUUUGAAAUAAAUCCAUCAGAAGGUAUUUUAUACCCUAAAUAAGAUUAAGCAAUUACAUUAAAAUAUACACCAAAAGAAGCCACGGCUAUAAUAGGUAAUAUUAUAAUGAAUAUUUCUUUAGAAGAAAGUCGUAUAAUUAAAGUCUCUGGAAUUGGAAAAUAUCCUUUUAUUUAAUUAAGUAGUUCAAAAAUAGACUUUGAAUAAAUUUUAGUAGGAAAAAAAGAAAGUAGAGAUUUAACAAUAAAGAAUUAGUCUGAAGUUGAGGUUUUUUUUGUUAUUAAGAAAAUAUAAGAAGAUGAAUUUAAAGACUAGUCUCUAAAACUUGAUAUUUUGGAAGGUUUUAUACCACCAAAAAGCUCUUUUUUAAUAAAAGCAAUUUUUACACCAAAAAUAGUAGGACUUCUUUCUGUAUAAAAUUAUAAAUUAGAAAGUCCUGGAGGUAUUGAGUUACUUUUUACUUGUUAAGGGUAUGCUAAAGGAUUCGAGGUUUCAUUAAGUAGUGAAAAGUUAGACUUCGGAGAAGUUAAAAUAGGAGAGGAAAUCUGA
Ichthyophthirius multifiliis is the source of this 669-nucleotide messenger RNA. RefSeq lists its product as hypothetical. Lineage: Eukaryota; Ciliophora; Oligohymenophorea; Hymenostomatida. The transcript is spliced from 2 exons. The record is from RefSeq and is a predicted model, not a curated record.